GUGGCUCGGCGCGGCUGGAAGCGUCGCCGCCCUCGAGCGUCUCGUCGCUGGCCGACGAGGAACUCGUGGAAGCGCCUGGCGGCGACUUCUCCUCCCCCGCGCGACGACCCGAGAGCGAUCCCGGAGGCGCCGAGUCCGGCGGCCCGCCUACCAUUGGCUCGCGGCCCGGCAAACAGCGGGACAGCUCCUCCAAGGGCUCCGCACGCGUCGAGAAUCCCCAGAUCUUGCCUCGUUGCAAUUGCGACGAGCUGAGGAAUGCCGACGCGCAUCUCGAGACAAAAGACCUGUGGGAGAAGUUUCACGAACUCGGUACCGAGAUGAUCAUCACCAAGACAGGAAGGCGGAUGUUUCCUACGCUACGCGUCUCAUUCAACGGCCUGCAUCCUGACGGGCGCUACGUGGUUCUACUAGACAUCGUUCCUGUGGACAACAAGCGGUACCGGUAUGCGUAUCACCGGUCUUCGUGGCUGGUGGCCGGCAAGGCGGACCCUCCAUCGCCGGCGCGCCUCUACGCACAUCCGGACUGUCCCUUCACGGGGGACCAGCUGCGCAAGCAGGUUGUCUCCUUCGAGAAGGUCAAGCUCACCAACAACGAGAUGGACAAGCAGGGACACAUCGUGCUGAAUUCGAUGCACAAGUAUCAGCCACGCAUCCACUUGGUCAAACUGCGGCCAGACUGCUGCUCAAAUCCACCCGUCAUAACGGACCUCGAAGCCGAGCAAUAUCGCACUUAUAUCUUUCCUGAAACUGUUUUCACCGCGGUAACAGCAUAUCAAAAUCAACUAAUAACCAAACUUAAAAUAGACAGCAAUCCAUUCGCCAAGGGCUUUAGAGAUUCUUCAAGGCUAACGGAUCUAGAAGGGGAAUCUGUGGAGACCUUACUUCGAGAGCAUGCCUUUCGACACUCGCCCUUCAGGGCUUUCAUGACUGGGGAUUUACCACCAGAGCAUCAAUUCUUCGCCACCGCGGGUGCCUUGGGACGGCUGCCAACGGGAAGCGAGCUCCUGUUGCUGGCCAAUGGCGCGUCCCCCUGGAAAGUACCUACUGUGCCCAUGGCCAUGGCUGACUUGACAGCACUUAUGAGCGCCCAGCAGCAGCAGAUGCACUCAAUACCUGGCCUCUACCUGGGCUUCCCGCGCACGCUGUUCCCUCCCUUUGCGGUAGCUGGUACAGCAGCGGCAGCGCCCGUGCCGCCAGCGCGUUCCCCGUGCCCACCACCACCAACGUCGCCGACAGCAGCAGGUCGUGCGGCCCCCAGUGCCAGCUCACCUGGACCGCCACUGUACCCACCACGCGCCACCGCGGCGGCCGCCGCCUAUCCUGGCCUCAAGUUCCACCCCUACUUCCAUCCGAGGCUCCUCAGCGCCUCCGCGGGACCGCGGGAAGGCAGCCCGGUCGAAUACGACACAGCCGCACCACAAGUGUGA
Messenger RNA from Rhipicephalus microplus (southern cattle tick), 1427 nucleotides. RefSeq lists its product as uncharacterized. Gene Ontology annotation, molecular function: RNA polymerase II cis-regulatory region sequence-specific DNA binding; DNA-binding transcription factor activity, RNA polymerase II-specific. Gene Ontology annotation, biological process: positive regulation of DNA-templated transcription; heart development; cell fate specification. NCBI's taxonomy places the organism in Eukaryota, Metazoa, Arthropoda, Arachnida, Ixodida, Ixodidae. The record is from RefSeq and is a predicted model, not a curated record. Gene Ontology annotation, cellular component: chromatin; nucleus.